UACAAUCAGCUGGUUCGAGUGCUAUUUCCGAACAUAAUUAAAGAUAAAGAUGAAAGACGCCGCAGGAAAAUAACCCGGAACUUAUUUGUUAUAUUGCUACUUCUGCACCCGAGAUUUCCAUAAAUCUGUGUUCUUAUGAGCGCCAAAAACACAAUCUACAUUUUAAUCUAUAUAAAAAAAAAACAAGCGCAAGCGCGCAGACAAAUGUACGUCCGGGGCCGUGUCAUCACCGCCUUCUCUUUUCUUGUAAAGGUCGAUCGCGAUAGACGCCACCUGUCAGGCAACUUACGUGGAUACUUAAGAAAAGCGGUGACGCACAAGGCGCUGAAUCUAACAUCGGCUUCGCUCUGCUCAAGCGGUAAUGGGUGACAUCAAGGCGAGUUUAUUUCUGGCGCUUUAUGGUCUGUUUCUGCUGGGCUGUUAUGUUGAUACCACAAGCUCGCCCCCCACGUGUGGGCCAGGUCAGUGCUCGAAGUCACAAGACCCCCCCCUGGUCCAGAGGGUGAUGUUUCAGAAGUGCAACUCCAGCCUAGACUACUGCAUUCAUGGGGAGUGCAUACAGCUGGAGGACAUCCCCGAACCCCACUGCAAGUGCCCAUCAGGUUAUUUUGGACCCAGGUGUGAACAUCUAGAUCUGGACAAGAGCAUACAGCCAACAAUAAGUGAGGAGCACAUCAUCCUCACCGUGAUGUGUGUUGGGCUGUUGCUCAUUGGGAUUGCAGGCCUCCUCUACUUCAGCAUCAAGUGGACCCAGAAGAACAGAAGACCACCUCCAGAGAAAAAUAUAUCAGGAAGUGCAGAUGGCUUGAGCAACAGCUGUGUGUGUGUGUUCCCUUAUGUAUGACUUUGACCAUAUUUAUAAUGACAAAUAGCUCAACAGGUGUUUUAAGAACUCAAGUCACAAAUAUAUAUAUAUAUAUA
Brienomyrus brachyistius is the source of this 921-nucleotide messenger RNA. Its product is annotated as proepiregulin-like. Gene Ontology annotation, biological process: positive regulation of mitotic nuclear division; positive regulation of cell population proliferation; epidermal growth factor receptor signaling pathway. NCBI's taxonomy places the organism in Eukaryota, Metazoa, Chordata, Actinopteri, Osteoglossiformes, Mormyridae. Bases 362 to 844 code for a protein of 160 amino acids. The record is from RefSeq and is a predicted model, not a curated record. The transcript is spliced from 4 exons.